AUGCAUAUUCCUACCAUCGGUCAAGUUGCCACAAUCGGCCUGGUUUUCAUUGCGGCUACUGCUCUUGCUGUACCCAUCGUUGAGCCGCGUGAGACCGAUAUCGUCGAGAACUCUGCCGACCUUGUUGCCCGCGGUGAGGGCAUCUCGGCCAUUGCCAACUCUGUCCAUGCCCUCGAGCAACGCACGAGCAAGAAGAAGUGCAAGCGUAACAAGAAGGGAAAAUGCGACGAUUCCGACUCCGACGAUGACUACAAGAAGAACAAGAAGUGCAAACGCACCAAGAAGGGGAAAUGUAUCGAUUCCGACUCCGACGACGACGACAAGAAGAACAAGAGCAAGAACUGCAAGCGCAACAAGAAGGGCAAUUGCAUUGACUCGGAUGACGACAAGAACAACGGUGGCAAGGCCGACGACAAGAACAACGGUGGCAAGGCCGAUGACAAGAACAACGGUGGCAAGGCCGAUGACAAGAACAACGGUGGCAAGGCCGACGACAAGAACAACGGUUACUAG
Messenger RNA from Colletotrichum graminicola M1.001, 513 nucleotides. RefSeq lists its product as uncharacterized. The coding region runs from base 1 to 513 and encodes 170 amino acids. The transcript has 4 exons. Lineage: Eukaryota; Fungi; Ascomycota; Sordariomycetes; Glomerellales; Glomerellaceae. The record is from RefSeq and is a predicted model, not a curated record.